Carassius auratus (goldfish) is the source of this 3451-nucleotide messenger RNA. RefSeq lists its product as uncharacterized. The coding region runs from base 821 to 1678 and encodes 285 amino acids. The transcript has 7 exons. NCBI's taxonomy places the organism in Eukaryota, Metazoa, Chordata, Actinopteri, Cypriniformes, Cyprinidae. The record is from RefSeq and is a predicted model, not a curated record.
AGAACGACACAUCAGCAGGAAGCCGUUUGGUUCGGUUUAUUACAAACCAUACACCCAAAACGACGAAAUGGAGUCUGUGCAGCAUUUUCGGAUUUUAUACAGAGAAAAAGAAGUUAAUAAGACGAAGAGGAAAGAAAAUCAAAAACUAGAAUUAAGAAUUUGGAUGCUUUUAUUACAUAAAUAUGUAGCCUACCAAUUCGAUUUUGACGCAUUAUCUUAAAAGCACUGGAUACAUUAAUCGGAUAUAUGGAGUUAUGGAUUAAAAAGCAAUUGUAGCAAACGUUAAGUAAACUGCGACUGCGAGGCUGCAGCAGAAACUGGAUUUAGGCGACCACGCCAUGAAAGGUUGAGUAACUGUUAGUGUUGCCAAGUCCGCGAUUUUUUCCUGCCGCGGGUUUAUACGACCCAAAUAACAUGAUAUUUAGCACCUAAAAAGUAAUUUUACAAAAGGUAAGCCUUUCGAAAUACAAUUCAGCUAGUUCUGAGUACCAGUUGGGCGUCUUUCGUUUGGACAACCAGGCGCAGGGGGGGACAAAAACGGAAUAAAAACCCAGCUCACUAGAAACAAAACAGGCCAUACAACACAUUACAGACGCUUAUUUAAUUGUAUUUCACUUCAAUAACAUUCGAAGCUUUGAGAGGAUAGUAACUCUCGCGAUACUUUGAAUGUAUUUAUUCGUUUUGAAUAUUUGCUUCACUCAGUUAACGCUUCACACUCUUGUCCAGUUGGUGGCGCGCACGUUUUAGUUUUUUUUUUUCCUCAACCGCCUAAAACUCCGAAAGUCUAGUCACAUCAUCGAACAGGAACAGGAACAGGAACAUGAGGUCUUCAGCACACUGUACAUACAAGGUUAUGGAGGAACUCUGGAGAAGGGCAGCUAUCAUGGGACGGCAGCGAAGAGGCAGUGAGGACAGAAGAAAAGCAAAGAAGAGAAAACACUCCAGUAGCAAGAACAGACCUGAAAAAGGUCUGAGGACUGUUAACAUCCUCUGGUGCCUGCUGUUUUUCCUGCCGUCUGUCCUGCCUGGUGCUGAUUCUUUACCUGUGGUGGGAGAGAUAGGAGGCAGUAUCACUCUGAAGUGUAAUUACACCAACACACAGGACCCCAUCCUGACAUUUGGGACCAAAACUGCUUAUGGUGGCCUACAGAAUGAACACUUCAGGGACCGUGUGCACAAGACUGACACCUGUGACCUCAUUCUGAAAGACUUGAAGACCACCGAUGCUGGAAAAUACCUUUUAACUCUUUAUGUUGAGGGUGAACCACUAUGCAGCUACAGUUAUGAACUCCGUGUUGAUGUUCCUUUAACAGCACUGAUAGGUGAAGAGGUGAUGUUUGAUGAUCUGCCGGGUGAUGCUGAGAGCGUGGAGCAUUUAUCAAACACCAGCUCGACAGAAGUCUGGAGGAGAGGGAUGGGUGUCCUGACUGAUCGACUGAUGGACAAGGAUGGUCACCUGAUCAUUAGGAGCUACACUUUAAGAGACGCUGGAACAUACAGAGUCCUGAACUCAACAGGAGGAGUCCUGGUCACUGUGACGCUCACCGAAUCACAGAGCAACCAGCACCGUACACAUUCUGACAUACCUGAUGGCGCUGAACGAGUUAAUGCUAGUAUUGGCGUUGUGUUUCUGGUAGCUCUGAUGUGGUUCUUCUGGUCUAACAGUCAGGACUGCUGAAAGGAUCAUUGGUGCUCCUCUGCCUAUUUGUACCACACUAUUACUGUAAUUCAUUGACUGGCUUUUUGAAGCUGUUUGCAGAAGGGACUUUAAAGCAGGAAAAACAUGUUUACAGCCUAGAGUAAAAAAAGAGUUUGGUCUAUAUAGUUAAUUUUAUGCUUCAUGACAACUUUAAGGGGGGUGAAUUUUUUUAUAACUCAUCAGUUUAAAUUAUAUUGAGUCUUGAAGUUUGGCCACUUGAGUGACAGGUGGAUUCCCGCUGCUGUCACUGCCAUGGUGCUAGGUGGGCGUGGCUUCAGCAACCAGCUCCCGCCUAUUGCUCAUUUUCGACUGUCUGGGAGAGUCAUGAGUCGCUGCCAAGAUGUCGACGGCUAGCUCUGCACACUUUAAGCUUUAAAAAUGCUCUUCAGGAGUCUACGGGUUACGUCAUGGACACUACGUGCAAUACCUCUGGAUUGAGAUAUAUUUAUUUUAUAUUUUCACCUCUGGAUGGACAGCAUAUUUAUUUUCUGUUUUCACCAGUGGAUAGACAGUAUUCUUUGCAGGCUUAAUUGCACACGUCUUUUCCGUAUUGUCAUUUUACCUUUAUGACUUAAAAUAUAUAAUAUAAAAGCUGUGUGCAAAUUGAAAUAUUAUCUUUAUCAUAUCUCUUUACAUAAAACAAUUCUCAAUAAUACACUUAAUAUUAUAACAUCAAUAAUUCAUGCAAACUGCAUUCACAAGAACCACCUUGAAAAUAUAUAUUGUUCAGAUCAUAUCACUAUUUUUUGUGACUUAAAUUCAGCCUAGAUCAAUGACUAUAACGUUUUGUCAAUACAACAGACUUGUAUAUGUUAAUGGACCACAGUUUUUUUGCCUUGCCCAUUUGGAUAUUCAAUCCUUUUUUUUUUUUUUUGUAAAUGUAACCACUUCUGUUUUUAAAAUAUACGUAGAUUCACAUGAUCAGACAAUUUACCAAACAAUCCAGAUCAAAUUAAGACUUCAUGGUUUUGCAAUAUUUAUUGGAAAUUAAUCUAAUUAGUAAAACUUGUCAAAUCUGACCAUCAGAACGAAGAUGCCACAGUCAGGCCCUAUUUCAAGAGAAAAUAAAACAUGAACAGUUCCAAAUAGACUAUUGCACACUGUGCACACCACACCUCAUUCCUGCCCCCUAAAACUGGCAGUCUGGGCAAUGCUCAGGAAAUUCAGGGUCUGUAUAAAACCCUCGCAGGUCUCCACAUCUUCCGUUUACACAGUACCCCACCCAGUCUUUGAAAAAACAUCUGCAAUUUCUGCAUUGUACAAUUUUAAAAGGGACACACAUGUCUCUUACAGCCUGGGGCAGUUUUUUGACAUUCACCACACCUAAAGCAAGAACAGAUGUACAAUAUGAUUAGAAUGAGCAUGUUUAUAUUUAACUAUAUUAGAGUACAAGUCUUGUAUGGUAGCAACCCAAUGUUAGCUCUAGAAUUGAGGCACACCAGAGUUCACUAAUACCUUUAAAACACACGACACAAUACCUUGAAAACAAGACGAUUUUUUUUAACUAGCUAGUUUGUACAUUUGAAUUCUGACAUGACCUAUAAAUCAUCGACAGUUUAUUAUUUUUUCUUACCGCUGACAUCUGCAUGGCGCGUCAAAAUUGAAAAGUGAAUGACGAUACGGAAAUGAUGUCUGCUGUCCAUCCACUGGUGUCUAGCAAGAAGUGAGUCUGCGGGGCCCUCAUCAGUUUGGAAACCUGUUGCUAGCUGUGAACAUUGUGCUGUGUGUCUCUCUUUGAAUGUAUUUGACAUG